This is a messenger RNA of Pichia kudriavzevii, 1245 nucleotides long. RefSeq lists its product as uncharacterized. Gene Ontology annotation, biological process: ceramide biosynthetic process. Gene Ontology annotation, cellular component: membrane. The transcript has a single exon. NCBI's taxonomy places the organism in Eukaryota, Fungi, Ascomycota, Pichiomycetes, Pichiales, Pichiaceae. Gene Ontology annotation, molecular function: sphingosine N-acyltransferase activity. The record is from RefSeq and is a predicted model, not a curated record. The coding region runs from base 1 to 1245 and encodes 414 amino acids.
AUGACGCAACAGCAGCCUGAUAGUGUCUCCUCUGGCAUUGCUCCAGUGCCUCCCGCCACCCCUACAUCCACCCAUAGGAGACGUUCCUCUGUCGGGACCAUCAAACUCGGUGAUAGCGCCGUGCCUAGUCUACAAUCAAGAAGAUCGAUUUCCGAUAUUAAUGAAGCUGAAAAGUACCAAUUGAAGGAAAUCAACAGGACUUCCCAGAGUGUCGACGACAUGGAGGUGUCGAAGAAGCUCUUCACCUUUGUCAAGAUUUUGUGCUAUAGACAUACCUGGUUUGCGCCUCUUUUGGUUCUCAUUUCCGCAAACGUUGUCUACCUCUUAUCCAACAACUACACGCCUUCGAACCCUCUCCACAGAUUCCUGAAGUUGUCCUAUGAGGUCCCCAACACAGACCCUCCUCUUUAUGAAAAGGGUUGGAAAGACUUUUGCUUUGUCUUUUAUAUGAUUAUAUUCUUUACGUUUCUAAGAGAGUUCACCAUGCAGAUUUUUUUACAACCAUUGGCUAGAUAUUUCGGUAUCAGGGGGAAGUCCAGAACAUCCAGGUUUGUUGAACAAACCUAUGCUAUCUUCUACUAUGGUAUCACCAGUCCCUUUGGUUUGUACCUAAUGAAACAUUCUCCAAUGUGGUUCUUCAAAACAGAAGAGUUCUUUAGAGAAUACCCUCAUUUACAACACACUUGGCUAUUCAAAUACUACUAUCUCUUCCAAGCAGGUUUCUGGUCACAACAGGCCUUGAUUCUCACCUUGCAACUCGAAAAACCAAGGAAAGACUUCAAAGAAUUGGUCUUCCAUCAUAUUGUCACAAUCUUAUUGAUCUCAUUGUCUUAUAUGUUCAACUUCACUUGGAUGGGCUUGGCCAUUUACAUAACCAUGGACGUGUCGGAUCUCUUCCUUGGCACCUCCAAAACGUUGAACUACAUUGGCUCACCUCUAGAAGUGCCCUUCUUCUUGCUCUUUGUUGUCGUCUGGAUCUACACUAGACACUGGCUAAAUUUGAAGAUCCUCUAUUCAGUCAUGACAGAGUUCUUGACUGUGGGUCCAAACGUCUUGGACUUUGCCUCCCAGCAGUACAAGUGCUGGAUCUCGCAACCAAUGGUGUUCACCUUGAUUCUGGCCUUACAACUGGUCAAUGCGUAUUGGUUGUUUUUGAUUUUCAGGAUCCUAGUGAGAUUUGCCAUUUACAACGUCAAGAAGGACGAGAGAUCAGAUGAUGAGGAUGAAGAUGAGGAUGAAGAGUAA